Molecule: messenger RNA, 555 nt
Organism: Acytostelium subglobosum LB1
Lineage: Eukaryota; Evosea; Eumycetozoa; Acytosteliales; Acytosteliaceae
Exons: 4
Coding region: 1-555 (184 amino acids)
Biological process (GO): protein folding
Cellular component (GO): microtubule cytoskeleton; cytoplasm
Molecular function (GO): GTP binding; GTPase activity
Source: RefSeq, a predicted model, not a curated record
AUGGGUCUACUAACAGUAUUGAAGAAGAUGAAACAGAAGGAGAAGGAACUUAGACUGUUGAUGCUUGGACUUGAUAAUGCUGGCAAGACAACGAUUCUGAAGAAGUUCAAUGGUGAAGACAUUUCAACGAUCAGUCCUACAUUGGGAUUCAACAUACAGACAUUGGUUUACAAAGAUUAUAAGCUCAACAUAUGGGAUAUUGGAGGACAGAAGACAUUGAGAUCAUAUUGGAGGAACUAUUAUGAAGAGAAUGAUGCUGUCAUAUGGGUUAUAGACAGUUCAGACAUUAGACGUUUAGAUGAUUGCAAGAAAGAGUUGAAGGCAUUGCUUGAUGAAGAGAAACUGGCUGGAGCUACAUUCUUGGUGUUUGCCAAUAAGCAGGACUUGGAUGGAGCAAAGACAACUGAUGAGAUCAUCAAGUAUCUUGACCUGGAAUCAUUGACCACUCAUAAUUGGAAGAUACAGAGUUGUAGUGCAGUCACUGGUGAAGGGCUUGAAGCUGGAAUCGAAUGGGUUGUCAAUGAUAUUGUAUCAAGAUGCUUCAUCUUGGAUUAG